CUUCCUGACUCCCCUCCUUCCCCUGCAGGCUGAGCUGUGCGGACAGACCCAGGGCCAGCAUGGCAGAUAGACCCAGGGCCAGCAUGGCGGAUCCUGGUGACAGCCCCCGUACAGGGCCUGGGGAGCUGGCAGAGCCCCCUGGGGAUGAGAGUGGCACUUCUGGUGGGGAAGCCUUCCCCCUCUCCUCACUGGCCAAUCUGUUUGAGGGGGACGAGGGCUCCUCUUCACCCUCACCCGCUGAUGCUGGUCGCCACGCUGGCCAGGGCGAUGGGCGGCCCAACCUGCGCAUGAAGUUCCAGGGUGCCUUCCGAAAGGGGGUGCCCAACCCCAUCGACCUGCUUGAGUCCACUCUGUAUGAGUCCUCGGUGGUGCCUGGGCCCAAGAAAGCACCCAUGGACUCACUCUUUGACUACGGCACCUACCGUCACCAUCCCAGUGACAACAAGCGGUGGAGAAGAAAGGUCAUAGAGAAGCAGCCGCAGAGCCCCAAAGCUCCUGCACCCCAGCCACCCCCCAUCCUUAAAGUCUUCAAUCGGCCCAUCCUCUUUGACAUCGUGUCCCGGGGCUCCACCGCUGACCUGGACGGGCUGCUCCCUUUCUUGCUGACCCACAAGAAGCGCCUGACUGACGAGGAGUUCCGGGAGCCAUCCACGGGGAAGACCUGCCUGCCCAAGGCCCUGCUGAACCUGAGCAAUGGCCGAAAUGACACCAUCCCUCUGCUCCUGGACAUUGCUGAGCGCACAGGCAACAUGCGAGAGUUCAUCAACUCGCCCUUCCGAGACAUCUACUACCGAGGCCAGACUGCCCUGCACAUCGCCAUUGAACGCCGCUGCAAACACUAUGUGGAGCUCCUGGUGGCCCAGGGAGCUGAUGUGCAUGCCCAGGCCCGUGGGCGCUUCUUCCAGCCCAAGGACGAGGGUGGCUACUUCUACUUUGGGGAGCUGCCACUGUCGCUGGCUGCCUGCACCAACCAGCCGCACAUCGUCAACUACCUGACCGAGAACCCGCACAAGAAGGCCGACAUGCGGCGGCAGGACUCGCGCGGCAACACCGUGCUGCACGCGCUGGUGGCCAUCGCCGACAACACCCGCGAGAACACCAAGUUUGUCACCAAGAUGUACGACCUGCUGCUGCUCAAGUGCGCCCGCCUCUUCCCCGACAGCAACCUGGAGGCCGUGCUCAACAACGACGGCCUCUCACCGCUCAUGAUGGCCGCCAAAACCGGCAAGAUUGGAAUCUUUCAGCACAUCAUCCGGCGGGAGGUGACUGAUGAGGACACACGGCACCUGUCCCGCAAGUUCAAGGACUGGGCCUAUGGCCCCGUGUAUUCCUCGCUCUAUGACCUCUCCUCCUUGGACACGUGCGGGGAAGAGGCCUCUGUGCUAGAGAUCCUGGUGUACAACAGCAAGAUCGAGGUGGGCACCAGGGCACGGUGGGCACGGGGAAGGAGGGGGGCGGCUGGGAGCAUGGACUGGGCUGGUGGGGCUUGAGAAUCCAUACCUCUGUGACCCAGAGUCAUGGGUCUGGGGGCUGAGCGCAAGGGAAGGUGCCAACUAAGCGCCCAGAAAGUGUCUUUGGGGCCUUAAGGAAAUAAGCAAGGCUUGGGGUGCAGGUGGGCUUGAUUGGGCUCUUCUUGGCUCUGCCACUUUACAUGCUGUGACUCAGGAUGAUGACUUACACUCUCUGGGUCUCUGCUUUCUCAUUUGUUACCUGGGGAGAAGGAUAAUGUCUACCCCACAGGGUUGUUGGGAGGACCAGAUGGGUUAAUUUUAGAACACAGUAUAGACAUUGUGUGUCAGUGUUAUCAUUAGUGGUCCUUACAUGAAGUUUCAAAAGCCCCUUUCUUUCACUUUGUGUUUUGUGAACAUCGUUCUGCACUAUUAAAUACUCUUCUGAAAUACCAAUGCUGCAUGUAAAUAAAUGCACACACACUAAUGACUCAUUCCUCUGCUGUUGGUCGUUUGGGUUGGUUUCUGCCUUUAACUAUAAGGAAUAAGCUACACAAGCAUUUUUGUGGCUGUACUGUCACACAAAUCCACAGUUAGGAAGAAAUUCAAGUCAUUAGAGAUAAUUGGAUGUUGCACAAAUGAAGCAGAAAAUGCUGGGGAGUGGGC
Heterocephalus glaber (naked mole-rat) is the source of this 2114-nucleotide messenger RNA. The record is from RefSeq and is a predicted model, not a curated record. Lineage: Eukaryota; Metazoa; Chordata; Mammalia; Rodentia; Bathyergidae.